Messenger RNA from Panicum virgatum (switchgrass), 1198 nucleotides. RefSeq names its product nuclear cap-binding protein subunit 2-like. Gene Ontology annotation, biological process: mRNA cis splicing, via spliceosome. Gene Ontology annotation, cellular component: nuclear cap binding complex. The record is from RefSeq and is a predicted model, not a curated record. Gene Ontology annotation, molecular function: RNA cap binding. The transcript has 8 exons. NCBI's taxonomy places the organism in Eukaryota, Viridiplantae, Streptophyta, Magnoliopsida, Poales, Poaceae. The coding region runs from base 198 to 929 and encodes 243 amino acids.
GGUAAAUUUUAACCCCUACUUUUUACCCCUCUUCUCUGCUCUCUCCAGGUCUCUCCCUCCCGUUGUCCCGACGCUGCCGUGUGGGCCGUGUCUCGUUCCGUUCGCAAUUCGCAAAAUCGCAAAAAAUUCCCCACCUCCGGCCCUUUUCAGUCGAGCGAGCGAACCUAGCACGGCGGCCGCCGCCCCGCUUCCUCCCAAUGGCGUCCCUCUUCAAGGACCCGAGCAAGCUGUCGGCGUACAGGGACCGGCGGUUCCCGGGGACGCAGGAGGAGUACGAGGCGGCGCUGCAGGCGUCGACGACGGUGUACAUCGGGAACAUGUCCUUCUACACCACGGAGGAGCAGGCCUACGAGCUCUUCUCCCGCGCCGGCGAGAUCAAGAAGAUCAUCAUGGGGCUCGAAAAGAACUCCAAGACCCCCUGCGGCUUCUGCUUCGUACUGUACUACUCCAGGGAGGAUGCUGAAGAUGCUGUCAAAUAUAUUAGCGGAACAAUGCUUGACGAUCGUCCAAUCCGUGUUGAUUUUGAUUGGGGCUUUGAAGAAGGCAGGCAGUGGGGCCGUGGACGGAGUGGCGGUCAAGUCAGAGAUGAGUACCGUACAGAUUAUGAUCCAGGAAGAGGUGGUUAUGGUAAGAUGGUUCAGAAGGAGCUAGAAGCACAAAGAGAAUUAGUUGACUAUGGUGGAUCAUUUCAACCAAAUGCACCACCUCCAUUGUCAGAUGAGAGAGGUGAACGCAAGAGAGGAUAUGGAGACUCGUACAGGAAUGACAGAGGAGAUUACCAACGGAAACACUACCGGAAUGAUGAACGGUCUGCGGCCGAGGGGUCCAGGAGAGCUGACUCAGAUCAAGCGGAGAAGAAUCCUAGGUUCCGAGAGAAAGGCGACUCUGAUGAGGAAGAAGACAACUAUGACAAGAGGCGCCGUCGCUGAACCUGUGUAACAAUUGUUGCUUGCAUGCAGUUAUUCUGAUGCCCGGUUACUGCAGAAGAAUCCACAAAAUGCAGCAUUAUCUGUUUCACCUUGCUGUACAACAGACUAUGACUUAUCCUUGUUGGGCCGGUCCUCUGUCUCGUGCCUGUCAUCUGUUAAUCAGCAUUUGCAUGGGAUGAUGCUGAUUUGAGUACGAGAUUCUGUGCUAACCGCUUAAUGCACUGGAACGGAAUGAUGUUAGCACUAAUUUUUUUACUGAACCCUUUGAA